AUGGAAGGGGCUGAUAAUCAAGAGUAUGAAGCAGAGAGUAUCACACCAAGCAGAGCUCAACCCCGGGCAAGGACUGAACAAGCACCCAGUCAUAGACACCACUCCGUGUCAGGUACGCCCAAUCCCAUCCGAGCAGUAGUUAAGCCUGAUAAUUCUCCCUUCUGCGAUGAAAUACUCUCUGAAAGAAUGGAAAAUAUAAAAAUGCCCACCUGCAAAUACUCCGGAAAGACAGACCCAACUAAUCACCUCUCUGCCUUUGGGGGACACAUGAUGCUAUAUACCAACACAGACUCUAUGUGGUGUAAGGUCUUUCCUUCCACUCUAGAGGGGAUGGCACAGAGCUGGUUUGGUAAAAUACCCAAAGGCACCAUAACAUCUUUCCGGCAGCUAGCUAUCUUGUUUCGCACCCAAUACGUGGCAAACAUUGCCAGAGAAAGGAUGACAGGGGAGCUGAUGUCAGUCAUCCAGGGGCCUCAGGAAUCUCUGAGGGAAUACAUAUCCAGAUUCAAUAUGGAGGCGUCGAAUAUACCCAAGUUGCAGCAAGAGGUAGCAGUCCUGGCCAUGAUGACUGGUCUGCGGGAUGGAGAGUUCAAGAGUUAUCUGGGCAGAAAAUCAUUCACAACCCUGGCAGAGGUACUGGGAAAGGCAAAUGAAUUUAUAAAGAGUGAAGAAAUUGGCAGAGCAACCUCACGUCGAUAUGUGGCAAGUGAGAACAAUUACGGUAGUCAGAGCAAGAAAGAGCCAUACAAAAAAGAAUACCCAGACAGAAGAGAAAACCCACAGCCAAGAAGAGACUGGCAGGGACUAGGCAGAGGCAAAGGUAACGAAUUCAAAACUGAAAAAAGGGGGAAGUUUAGUGAGUAUACCCCCUUAGUGGCAUCCAGAACUCAAAUUUUUGCCAUCAGCAAAGAAGACGAGAAGUGGCAGAGACCUCACAAAAUGUACAACAAGUACAGGGACCCAAAAAAGUACUGUGACUUUCACAGAGAUCAUGGCCACCUCACAGAAUAA
Spinacia oleracea (spinach) is the source of this 1011-nucleotide messenger RNA. RefSeq lists its product as uncharacterized. NCBI's taxonomy places the organism in Eukaryota, Viridiplantae, Streptophyta, Magnoliopsida, Caryophyllales, Amaranthaceae. The coding region runs from base 1 to 1011 and encodes 336 amino acids. The transcript has a single exon. The record is from RefSeq and is a predicted model, not a curated record.